UUCGUGGAGACGGGGCGUGCAUGUUAUUGAUGGGAAUUAUAUUUGUCUAAAAUGGGCUGCAAACAGACCAAGGUUACACCUUUCAAGCAGACAUCUCCCGAGGAGGCUCUGACGGGCAAGAUCAACUGCCCUCACGAGCUGUACUACGCCAAGUGUCAGGUGACACGACCCACACCCCGCCUGUCAGGGGCGGAAAUUCUUCAACAGCUACGAGAUGAGGGUUUGGUCCCCGACCGUCAGUCCAGCGGAGGAGUGGCCUUCUCUGUCCCCGCCGUGGAGGGGGUUGUUCCCAGUGGCAAAGCACCCCGACGUCUGGAGCAAAUCCCAGUGCGAUGCUUCUACACAGCUGAGAGGAGGAGACAGAAGGCUGAUCUAUUCCGAAUAGACAGGUUGGUGGAGCAAGUUCAGCGGAAACAACUGGACAGGGAAAUCAAGCACAAAGCUGUCAAGGACGAGAAGAAACGUCGCCAGUUCCUGAAGAAAAUGAGGGCGGAACAUCAGCUCCAGAUGAGGGAGGAGAAACUAAAGAAACUGGAGGAAGAGCGGGCGGCGAAGAGGAAGAAGCCAGUGGAGAAGUAGACAAAGGGGACCGCGUUGAUGAUGAUACCGGUUGGGAUAAAAAUAACAGCGGGUGAUGCCAAUA
Messenger RNA from Haliotis rubra (blacklip abalone), 643 nucleotides. RefSeq lists its product as uncharacterized. The transcript has 2 exons. The record is from RefSeq and is a predicted model, not a curated record. The coding region runs from base 52 to 579 and encodes 175 amino acids. Lineage: Eukaryota; Metazoa; Mollusca; Gastropoda; Lepetellida; Haliotidae.